Messenger RNA from Hemibagrus wyckioides, 2322 nucleotides. It is a transcript of the gene dedd2, whose product is annotated as death effector domain-containing 1. The transcript has 6 exons. Gene Ontology annotation, biological process: apoptotic process; extrinsic apoptotic signaling pathway via death domain receptors; regulation of apoptotic process. Bases 162 to 1244 code for a protein of 360 amino acids. The record is from RefSeq and is a predicted model, not a curated record. Gene Ontology annotation, molecular function: protein binding; DNA binding. Gene Ontology annotation, cellular component: nucleolus. Lineage: Eukaryota; Metazoa; Chordata; Actinopteri; Siluriformes; Bagridae.
UUUGUUAUUCCCUUCACAUGAUUGGUCAGCCUGUGUUGUUCUUCAGCACGGCCACUACCCACUGCUGUAAAGAGAUGUUUCGAGAAAUUUGACUGUGGUCAUCUUCUUACUCUGUCCCAAGUAAUUGAGCCGUUUGGUGGAAGACUUGACAGCAGUUAACCAUGGCAUCCUGCUCGAGGUACUCUCUGUACUGGGAGGAGACUGACUGCUUGAGCUAUUAUGACAUGCUGUCACUUCAUGAGGUCUUUGAAAUUGUGGGUUCCCAGCUGACAGAGACUGACGUUGAAGUCCUGUCAUUCCUUCUGCAUGAAGCCUAUCCUACCAGGCAUCCUCUCGAUCCAGAAAGCUGGACUGAAGACGUUUCGCCGGACUCUGAUUCACCUGCAAAUUCCCCUUGCCCACGCCUUUUGGAGGCUUGGCGCAGGAUUCGCCCUAAGGGAGAGCCAAAUCCCUUUGCUCCCCGUAGUAAGCCGAAGAGCGGUGUUGCGCUGUUGCUGGAACUUGAGAGACGUGGCUUCUUGAGUGAAGCAAAUCUGGAACCUCUGUUGCAGUUACUUCGAAUUCUUACACGGCACGACCUCUUACCAUUUGUCUCCAGCAAGAAAAGAAGAACAGUGUCACCAGAGAGACAGCCUGUAAGCUAUCUGGAAAGGAGAGAACAUGCACACAGAAGUUCACACUCGGACCUGGCAAACACACAAGCGUCUCCGUGGAGGGCAGGUGUUGGCUCAGCUGUCACAACAUCUGCACCAGCACGAAGGAGAAGGGGAAGAGGGCGAGGCCGGACAAGAAAAAGCAGGGAUACGUCAGAAAUCUUACCUCAACCAGCAUCUAACAAAAUGACCUGUGAUAUCCGGCUGCGCGUUCGAGCCGAGUACUCAGAGCACGAAUCUGCCCUGCGUGCCAGGGUCUCCUCGGACAAGCAACAACCUCUGGAACGCCAGUUUGAACUGUUCAGCCGUGCCAGCCUUCUGCUGCGUGCUCGUGACCUCGGCUCCAUUGUCUGCGACAUCAAGUUCUCUGAGCUGCAGAACCUAGACGCGUUCUGGGCUGACUACCUGAGCGGCGCGCUGCUGGAGGCCCUCAAGGGCGUCUUCAUCACAGACUCUCUGAAGAGAGCCGCUGGGCAAGAAGGAGUGAGGCUGCUGGUCAGCGUUGAUCAGGACGACUAUGAAGAAGGCAGGAAGUUACUACUUAACAGUCAGACAAACAGCACAGCAAGUGACCAAUUGCACAGGCCAUGAGAAACACUGCCAAAGAGAAGAGAGAAGAAAAGUCCUCUUGAGUUAAUUUAAUCUUGACGAUGCAGGAGGGGCUGUGUAUGGAAUGAGAGUAAAUAAAGAGAGAUAUGAAUUCGAGUAUGUCUGAAAGAGACACCUUACCAAAAAGGGACAAAGUUCCCUUGUGUAGACGUGUGUAUGUAGGCUAAUCAGUGGCACGCAGGUUCAGACUACGCACAAGCUGAAGGCAGCUUUCUUUACUGCUGGUAAUUUUGUGCGUUAAUAUGUCUUUGGUUACACCACAUAGUGAAAUAAAGGAGACCCAGCUGAAACUGGUUUUGCAUUUUAUGUUAAAAGUAGCUGGGUAAUAGACAAGAAUUUGCCAUGGUUUUGCUUGAAUUGAGUUGAUUAGGCCUCUACAUAGAAGAGGAGGAAAAUGAGCUGAAUUAAUUGGUUUGUAACCAAAAAUAUUGUUCUGAAACUACCAAGGUCCCCUAAAAUGCUCACUAUUUGUCACCUUAAACACAAAAAUAUCUAUACACUGGUAGUGAGUCUGUUUCCUACAAGUUGGUGUGUGUGUGUUCACUACAGCAGGACACUGAAGAAACGCAACGGUGGUAUUAGAUUACUUGGUAAUUAUGGGUAUUUAUGGACCAGAUGUAACGCAACAUCUGUGUAAUAAACACCAGCAUUCCAAGACCCAGGUCCAAAAUAUCUGAACAGAUGCUCGGAGACAAGAGACGAGCCAUUUCUAAUGAAAGGGAUUCUUAAAAGAGCUCUUUCACUCGAUCAGAUGAUUCAGAGAAGCUGCUGUCCUCUUGACCUUAAGUCGCAAUCACAGUGAGCCUUUAUAGGAUUUUUUUUUAAUUUAAAAUAUAUGGGUUAAUACUUAUGUCUGUAUCAUUUGAAGAAAAUAGAAACAAAAAGUAGUAGUCCUAGGUAGUGAUUCGUCUAUACUCUUGUCUGUCUGGUGUGUCAGAUUUGUUUCUUUGUGUCCUACUUUUUCCUUCUGUUUUUGUUUAACAUUUUAAUUUAAUGAACGCAUGUAUAGACGUUUAUAUUUCAAUUUCAAAAUUUAAUUCUGAAUAAAAUAUUACCACAA